Molecule: messenger RNA, 1553 nt
Organism: Pistacia vera
Lineage: Eukaryota; Viridiplantae; Streptophyta; Magnoliopsida; Sapindales; Anacardiaceae
Product: zinc finger protein CONSTANS-LIKE 5-like
Exons: 2
Coding region: 142-1230 (362 amino acids)
Biological process (GO): regulation of photoperiodism, flowering; regulation of flower development
Cellular component (GO): nucleus
Molecular function (GO): zinc ion binding; protein binding
Source: RefSeq, a predicted model, not a curated record
AUCCCCUACGCCAAACAUAUCAAAGACCCCUCUCCCAUUUCUCCACGUUACCCGUCUACACCAAAACGAAAACUGAUACCAAGUUUUUUUUUGUAAGUGUUUUUUGGAAGUGUUUUUGUUUUUCGCUUGGUAAUUUGUGACAUGGGAAUUGAACUACACAACCACCAUCUCAAGGGUAUUUCUGGCGGCUGGGGCGUGGCGGCGAAGCCUUGUGACACGUGUAAAGCUGCUGCCUCGGCUGUGUUCUGCCGCGUAGACUCGGCUUUUCUUUGUCUAAACUGCGACGCCAGGAUUCACUGCGUCAACAAGCAUGCACGUGUGUGGAUGUGCGAGGUGUGUGAGCAGGCACCCGCGGCCGUCACGUGCAAGGCCGACGCAGCGGCUCUGUGCGUCACGUGCGAUAACGAUAUCCAUUCGGCGAAUCCUUUGGCGAGACGCCACGAGAGGAACCCGGUCGAGCCGUUGUUCGACUCGGCGGAUUCCAUCGUAAAGUCUUCGACUUUGAACUUGGCGCCAAACGAAAACGGGAGUUCAGAGUUCAGUGGCGCGUGUCAGCAACAUGAGGAAGGAGGUGUGGAUAGUGGCGCGUGGUUAAUGCCGCGGAGUUCGAAACUGAGUUUGGAAAGUACAAAUGAAAUGAAAUCCGGGGAGCUGUUCUUCUCCGAAAUGGAUCCGUUUCUCGAUUUUGAGUACACGAAUUCGUAUCCGAAUCACAGUGCGUGUAUGGAUAGUGUUGUCCCAGUUCAGACUCCGAAACCUCCUCAAAUUCAAGUCAUGAACAAUGAAAAUUGUUUCGAUAUCGAUUUCUGCCGAUCCAAACUCACUUCAUUCAGUUACCAAACUCAAUCUCUCAGCCAAAGUGUUUCGUCUUCUGAUGUUGGAGUUGUUCCGGACGGGAAAUCAAUGUCCGAUAUAUCAUAUCCAUUCGGCCGAAACAUUGCGGGAACUGAUCCAAACGUGCCGGUUUCCGGUGCCAGUACAAACCAAGCAACGCAACUAUGCGGACUCGAUCGUGAAGCUCGGGUUUUGCGUUACAGAGAGAAGAGAAAGAACCGGAAAUUUGAGAAGACAAUUCGGUAUCAUUCACGUAAAGCGUACGCCGAAACGAGACCGAGAAUCAAAGGCCGGUUCGCGAAACGGACAGAGGUGGAUUCGGAAGUUGGCCAUCUCUAUGUCUCUCCAGCGGCCUUCAUGGCCGAUAACCAAUACGGCGUCGUUCCGACGUUUUGAGGAAAAGUUGGAGGAAGUUUAGUCCGUACGUGCUCUCCACUCUCAUCAUCAUCCGGUACUUCUUGGCUUGGAAGUUUAACUAUGGAACUAAAAUAAUCAGAUGGUUGGUGUUAGUUUUAAGUGUAUGUAAAUUAGGGUGAUGAGUUUUAGCCGUUGAUUUACAAGAUUAUUAGGAUGAUGAUGAUGAUUGAUUGAUUAAUUAGCUUUUGUAUCUUCAGGUUUUCUCUACGAUCUCCCUCCAAAUGACCGUUUACUUUUUCUUAUGAGGGCUUUAUUGUAACUUCCUUUUCUUAAUUUUCAGUAAAAGUUUCUUCUUUCAAGGA